AUGUCACAAAUCCUUCGAUUCCGCUCCACGUGGGGUGUUGACACAGGCGAUAACUACGAGAACUGGGCAAAGUGGCUUCCGACCUUGAAAGAUCAAGGUUACGUGGGAAUUGAAGUUGACAUAGCUCCUCUGCACAACAUAUCCACGAUCCGUCGCCUUUGCGAUGAAGUCGGCCUAGAAAUCUGUGUUAUGAUCCAUUCCAAAUGGCCUUGUUAUGCAGGUCCAAAGCCGGUGGGCCUGACUCCAAAAGACCAUCUUGAAAACUAUCGCACCCAGCUCGAGAUUGCCAAAACUCUUAAGCCAUUCAAGAUUAACGCACACUCUGGCGAUGAUGGGUGGUCAACCGACCAAGCCGUUGAAUUCUUCACGGGCACUCUCGCCAUCGAUGCCGAGCUCGGACUGCAAGGCAUGGUGAGCCAUGAAACUCAUAGAAACCGGGUAUUUUUCAACCCAUACUCUACCGUGGCAGUUUUGAAAAGGGUCCCAAGUCUGCAAGUUACGGCCGACUUCUCCCAUUUCGUUGUCGCCUGUGAACGUCUUCUAGACCAGGGCGAGGAGGACAAGGAACUUCUCCGCACUAUCAUUCCUCGUGUAACCCAUAUCCAUGCAAGAAUCGGAACAACGCAAUCGUCGCAAUGCCCAGAGCCCACCAACGACGUGUUCAAAGAGGAAAGGCGAUUUUUUGAAGAUUCCUGGAAACAGAUUAUCCAGUCGAUUGUCCGAAGGAACUCAUCCCCAGUUACUUUUGUUCCUGAAUACGGACCAUUCCCAUACCAUCCCUUCGGCGCUGCUGCUAACUACUCCGACGUUGCUGAUAGUGAAGGUCGUCGCCUUCAGACCCUCUUCGAGACAUUCGCCAAGGAGGCGGCCUCGUAA
Molecule: messenger RNA, 876 nt
Organism: Aspergillus pseudotamarii
Lineage: Eukaryota; Fungi; Ascomycota; Eurotiomycetes; Eurotiales; Aspergillaceae
Product: sugar phosphate isomerase/epimerase family protein
Exons: 7
Coding region: 1-876 (291 amino acids)
Source: RefSeq, a predicted model, not a curated record